Chilo suppressalis (striped riceborer) is the source of this 1695-nucleotide messenger RNA. Lineage: Eukaryota; Metazoa; Arthropoda; Insecta; Lepidoptera; Crambidae. The record is from the annotation of a GenBank genome assembly.
AUGGAUCCGAGUCAAUCUGACCGCACCAACAUCAUGUUGAAUAUCAACGAUGCAAAUAACAGAAUACCAACUUUGAGAGACAUCGAAAAACCUAAUGAAAAGAAAACACAAACAGAAGACAAAAUGAAAAUGAAAUUUGACACCAAAAAAUCUAAAUACUUACUAUAUGACAAUUUUAGCUACCGGGAAGAUCUCUGUAGAAGAACUCUUUUAAAGAGAGAAUAUAGCAUUUAUAACUACUGUUUUUUCAGUGUCAUAAUUAGUUUUGGUUUUGGACUUGUGAUAGGAGUAGCACUUAUGAGCUCAACACAAAAAGUCACUCCAAAUUUCGCACCUACAAAACUAGUGAGAAUAAAUAGUAGCAGAGAAAUUAUCACGCGUAACUUAAACUCUUUAAAAACAGAAAAGACUGAUAAUGAUAUUGAUUUAACUAUCAAAACAAAAGAGGAUAAAUUUAAAUCAGUAUCGUUUACUGGGGCCGAAUCUCAUAAGUAUAGAAAAGAUGUAUAUCCCAAAGGAUUGACGGAAGACAUGAAAGAUAUACUAAAAGAUAAUAAGGUUAAUCAUCAUACGCAUUCUAUUACGAAUGUUGUGAAUAAAACAAAUUUUGUUCCUAAUGACAAAACUGUGCUUUAUGAUAAUGUUUAUUGGGGUCCUGAGGUAGAAGACUAUAUGCCUCAAGGUUACGGUGAGAAUUCAGCUGAUGUUUGGGAAAGCUACGUAGAACAGAGCGAAGUAGUGAAAAUGGAUCCAGGUUGCGGACGAAUGCAGAACAGAUUAGUGACAUUCAAAGAUGGUAUACAAGCUUGCGUCCGGUACCGACAGAACACGGACCAGAUCCAAGGGGAAAUCUUCAGCUUUUACGUGGGAAAGUUGUUGAAUUUGACGAACCUAGCGCCAUCUGUUGUCAAAGUGGUGGACUUAAAGGAGAAGCUGUGGAGGAAUGUCGCCGCCGACAUUGGGACGGCCCAGUGGAACACAAACAGAGCAGUGGUGCUUACACAAUACAUACCAAGUUUAGAAUCUGCAACAAUACCCGAUAUAUUCAAACCUUCCACCAGACAUUUGAAUAAGAAUGACGUUCUAGAAAUGUCUUUGAAGGAAAACGAUACUACUGAAGCAUCUAAGCAACUUCUCAUACAGAAAUUGAAAGCAAAGCCUUCUAAAACGUUUACAGAUAAAGUUGAAAACUUCGACCAUAUCGAUAUGAAGUUGAAUAGAAAAACCAUCGACUCUUUCGUCGAACUCGCCCAGUGGUCCGAUCUCAUUAUAUUCGAUUAUUUGACGGCCAAUUUGGAUAGGAUUGUCAAUAACCUAUUCAAUUAUCAGUGGAACAUUAAUAUAAUGGAUGGCCCCGCGCAUAAUUUAGCCAGGAAGAUGGAUAGUGGACUGCUUUUGUUUCUUGAUAACGAGUCUGGGUUACUACACGGCUAUAGGCUGUUGAAGAAAUACAAUGUUUACCAUAGUGUUAUGUUGGACAAUCUUUGCGUCUUCAGAAAGAAAACUGUUGACUCACUAAGAUAUCUGUAUGAGAAUUCUGUUGGUGUUAAGCUAAGUGACAUGUUUCAUAAGAAAAAUAGUGCGGUUAUAAGGGACAUACUGCCUCCAUUACCGGAGAAGAACUCAAAGAUUCUACAUGAAAGAAUAGGUAAAGUUUUGACUCAAAUCGACAAAUGUGCAGAGAUUUUCAGAUAG